Molecule: messenger RNA, 1342 nt
Organism: Daucus carota subsp. sativus
Lineage: Eukaryota; Viridiplantae; Streptophyta; Magnoliopsida; Apiales; Apiaceae
Product: protein TRANSPARENT TESTA GLABRA 1
Exons: 1
Coding region: 184-1194 (336 amino acids)
Cellular component (GO): nucleus
Molecular function (GO): protein binding
Source: RefSeq, a predicted model, not a curated record
UGUGCAGACGAGUAGGGGCAUGCGACGACUGCAUCAAACAACAACCAGUCUCGUCAAAUAUGGUUGGUACAAACAAAAACAAUUCUCUUCAUUCAACUCCACAUCUGAUAGCGCACACACACUAUAUAAUUAACAACCCCAUUGUAGAAUUCUUAAUUUCACCCCCAAAUCUAAGCCUGAAAAAUGGACAACUCAACGCAAGAAUCUCACCUCCGAUCCGACACGCUGGUCACCUACGACUCUCCCCACACUCUCUACGCCAUGUCCAUCUCCUCCUCCCCCACCAAUCGCAUCGCUCUCGGCAGCUUCCUCGAGGAAUUCACCAACCGAGUCGACGUCGUUUCGUUCGACGACCAAACCCUAACUCUCAAACGAAACCCUAAUCUCUCUUUCGACCACCCCUACCCUCCUACUAAGCUCAUGUUUCAUCCCAAUCCACUCGCCUCCGGGAAGCCCAACGAUAUUCUCGCGUCUUCCGGCGAUUAUCUCCGCCUUUGGGAAAUUAAAGAGAAUUCGGUUGAGCCGAUAUCGCUGCUUAAUAAUAGUAAGAGUAGUGAGUUUUGUGCGCCGUUGACCUCGUUUGACUGGAAUGAGGUGGAGCCGCGGCGGAUUGGGACGUCGAGUAUUGAUACGACUUGUACGAUUUGGGAUGUCGAGAGGGGCGUGGUGGAGACGCAGCUGAUUGCGCAUGAUAAGGAGGUUCAUGACAUUGCUUGGGGUGAGGCUGGGGUGUUUGCCUCGGUGUCGGCGGAUGGUUCGGUUAGGAUUUUUGAUUUGAGGGAUAAGGAGCAUUCGACAAUUAUUUAUGAGAGUCCGCAUCCGGAUACUCCGUUGCUUAGGCUGGCGUGGAAUAAGCAGGAUUUGAGGUAUAUGGCGACGAUUUUGAUGGAUAGUAAUAAGGUUGUGAUUUUGGAUAUUCGGUCGCCUACUAUGCCUGUGGCGGAGUUGGAGAGGCAUAGGGGGAGUGUGAAUGCGAUUGGCUGGGCUCCGUUGAGUUGUAGGCAUAUUUGUUCGGGUGGGGAUGAUGGACAGGCGCUUAUUUGGGAGUUGCCUACGGUGGCUGGGCCUAGUGGUAUUGAUCCGAUGUCAAUGUAUACUGCUAGCUCGGAGAUUAAUCAGCUUCAGUGGUCAGCUGCAAAGCCUGAUUGGAUUGCUAUUGCAUUUGCCAACAAGAUGCAGCUGUUGAAAGUUUAAGUAUGCUCUUAUCAGUUUCUUGUGAAUUUAUAUACUAGUGCCUUGCCUGUUUGAUUUAUUACAUAUUACAGCAUGUGUUGCAUUAAAGCACUUUUCUUAUUGUGGUAAGCUAUAUAUGAAUCUAUAAGCUAUACCCUUUUUCGUUUUA